Molecule: messenger RNA, 3072 nt
Organism: Acanthopagrus latus (yellowfin seabream)
Lineage: Eukaryota; Metazoa; Chordata; Actinopteri; Spariformes; Sparidae
Product: zinc finger protein 205-like
Exons: 4
Coding region: 563-2191 (542 amino acids)
Biological process (GO): regulation of transcription by RNA polymerase II
Molecular function (GO): DNA-binding transcription factor activity; RNA polymerase II cis-regulatory region sequence-specific DNA binding
Source: RefSeq, a predicted model, not a curated record
ACUUGCAACAAUCAUCAUAUCAGAUGCCAACCUGCUAGCUGGACGAUGAGCCGCCGCAUCUUUGAGCAUGACUGAACUGUUUUCAUGGAUUCAAGGUCAGCCAGUGACUACAUUGGCCGACGACUGAUCAGUAACAUUGCAACCUCCGUCUGUCGGUGUUCGUUUUGCUCAGAAUGAGUUAGCGAGAAUGCUAGCUAGAACGAGCUAGGACUGUCUACGCACCGCUGGCUCCCUUGUUUACACGCUAGCUGUAUGUGAUGUUAGCUAACGAUACUGUAGCUAAUAACAAUAGCAUCGCCUGUUAAGAACUUUUCAUCUUUAUGGUUUGCUAGAAGUUUGUUGUUUAUGUACUCGUACUAUGCAGACAGUCGCUGCAUUUUAUGUGCCUGUCAUCACUAUACAACAGUAGCUUUAGCCUACAAGCUGAUUGCCAUGACAUCAUAGCUUAAAAACGUCACACAGGUUGACUAUCUGGAGAUAUUUAAACACUAACAGAUAAACGGUUGCGGCAAACGGCCACUGGGAAUGGCGUAGCUAACAUUACUUAGCAUGGCAACGUCUCAUGGCAGUGUGCGGUGUUAGCCACAUCGUCCCCCAGCUGCCUCUGGAGGCCAACCACAGAAGAAGACAGCGGUGUCAAUCAGUCGUUGACAUUAAAGCAUCACCGCGUAAACAAAGGACAAUGGAGACCGUGAGGAGUGCUUUCCACGCUCAGCUGGCCACCGUCAUGGACUCGCUGCUGGCAGCUGCUGUGUGCGAGAUCGCCAAGAUCUUUGAGAGCAGCCUGUGCGAACAGCAGGCGGAGCUAGCGCAGAAAUCAGAGGAGAUCUCCAUCCUCCGAGGCAAGCUGGAGAAGGUGGAGAGGAGGCAGAAGGCGAAGGGUGGAGGGGGCGAGGAAGGGGAGAUGUCUUCAGGAGACAGGGAUGGCGGUUUGAGGCAGCAGACCCUCGCAGGACCAGGACUGAAUGUGGAAAAGGAUGCGUCUUCUCUUUCCGAUCCAGUGGAAGGAAUCAGUCAGAGCCUCAGCGGGAUGAAAGAGGAGGUCACAGGCCAGGAUGGAGCUUCAGUAAAACAUGAGCGGGCUGGUUCACGGCCUACCCUGGGGUCUGUUGCAGUCCAAGCCCCAGAGGGAAGCCUUGCUGCUGUGGACCAGAGACAGAUGGAUACCCUGUCUGCCACACAAGCCAAGGCCAAAUUGUCUCAUUGGGAUCAGGGCAGUCGCAGUGCAGACCACAGACCCCUCCAGGAUCAAGCCUCCGCUCCGUUUCUCUCCAUCUCCCAGAGCGGGCGUUGCUCCCCCAGGCCUGACCCAAGCCUAGCUCAAGCUGGGGAGUGGUUACCGGGGUUGGACACUACCCGAGGUGGGGUGUCCGGUCUGGACAACCUGCAGGCCGAUGGCACCGGCUGCUCCGGUCCAGCUAGCAGCAGCACUGGAACAGACGCUUCCUGCUUCCGACCUGGUUUUGGCUCCGACGAGACCAGCAAUGAAGAUGACGAUAGCUCUUUCCCUUUCCUGGACCAGGAGCCUGAGAACCAGAACUCCAAUCAGAAUUCUGUGCAGGGCCAGGCUGUGGGGCAGAGGGGAGCUCGCCAGGUUCAACCCCAAGCCCCCCCUGGCGAAUCAUCAUGGAGACCCAGGGACGACAGAGUUGGGAGAGGCCCCAUCAAUCACACACGGCGGGUCCCAUCUUUUGGCAACAGAGACCCACUCCGACCACAGUCCAAUUCACAGUCGCUCACGCUACGACACACAAAUACUCUGAGCCACCCCACAGCUCCCGGUGGAGGGAGCGGACGACCUUACACCUGCCCGUACUGUACCAAGUGUUUCACCUACCCCUCCCACCAGCGCAGACACCUUUUACGCCACACAGGGGUCAGACUGCAUCCUUGUCAGUUUUGUGACAAGAGCUUCCUCACUCCCUCUGAACUCACCGUGCACACCCGCACACACACAGGGGAGCGGCCUUUUGGCUGUGCUCAGUGUGGUAAACGCUUCGCCCGCAGCGGAAACUUAAGAGCCCACCAAAGGGACGUUCACAUGGGGAAGAGGCCUUUCGCUUGCACAGAGUGUGGGAAGAGAUUUGCCCACAGGGGGAACCUGAGGGUGCACAAUCACAGAGUCCAUCAAGGAGAUCCCUACUACAUGGAUGAGCAGCAAGAGCCUGAUAUGGGCCCUAAUCCAAUUUGAAUCCAAGAAACUUGUUUCAGGAUUACCGGUUGUGUUCCAGAUAAAUUUAUGACAAAAUUAUUAUAUAAAUAUUUUAAUGCAGGGCAACCUUAGAAUAAGCAUCUUUAAAUUUUAUCCUAUGUAAUUAAUGACAUACGUGGUCAAAAGAAUAUUUUAAUUUAUGUAUCGACUUUUACAAAUACAAUUCAAUGUCAGAAAAAUGGGUCACACAAAAAGGGCGAGCUCUGUGUUGAACUGUUUUUUAAAAGUCAUCCAUUAGUACGAAAUAUUGGCUAUAAAGAAGAUGAGUUUAUUAAGGGCGAUCCUGUGUUCCCACGAUGUUCUUCCCGUCAGUGAAAAGUCACUGAGUACAUUUUCAUUACUUGAAGUGAAAGAACUACAGAAUGUUUUUCAUAAAGACAAUAAACAGAAUCUAGUUGAUAUUAGAUUUAUACAUGUGGCAUGCAGAGGUAGGAUAGCACGUCUCUUCCUUUUACAGUGUUGCUUACGUACUGGCCAUCUCCUCACUUUUGUUCUGACUGUGUUGUAAAAUGGAAACAAAGUUCAUAAUUGUGUUGUAACAGAAGAACUGUGCUUUUAUUUUCCAUCCUGUUUUUUCAAAGUGGAAUUAAAUAAUAUACUCGCAUACAAACUGUUCUCCCCAGCCGGAAACAUUAAUGCAUUGUACAGUACGCUCUUAUAUUGAUGCACCGUGCUCUCAAAGACACCAGGGGGCAGUGUCACAACAUACAGAAGAUGAGUGUAGGAAUGACUUUGGUCCACGUUGCAAAUAGAUUUGGGAUAGAAGUGUUGCUCUCAGCAUGUUUUAACAUGUGCCCUCAAUUUUCAGAUAUUUUUCCGUGAUGUAUGCACUUGUGUCAUCAUGCCAUCUCUCUCAUGGU